AUGGACAAACUCGCCCCGAUCAACUCACCCCCGACUCGCUCCCACUCACCACCAGCUCACCACCUUCUUUUUGUCCUCUUCAUUACCAUCGCCACCCUCUUCGCCUCACCCGCCGCCGGCCAAACCGAGAUCCGGUCCGGUUUCCAAGCCACCCCGGACCAAUCAAUCUCGUCGUUCCAACCGAUCCUCAAAGACCCAACGGGGAAUUUCUCACUCGGCUUCCUCCGAGUCAACUCGUCCCAGCUCGCUCUCUCCGUCCUCCACCUCCCUUCCCUCCAACCCAUCUGGCAGGCCAACCCGACCCCGCCCUCGCCCAGCUGGUCGGACCGGACCCGGCUCUCCUUCAGCGGCCGACUCGUCCUCUCCGACUCCCGCCGGGGCGUUAUCUGGUCCACCACGGGGACCGAUCCAACCGAUACGGUCGUGCUGCUGAACAAUUCCAACUUACAGGUGAAGCGAAACGACGCCGUUUCAGCGAGAGAGGUGGUAGUCUGGCAGAGCUUUGACUUCCCCGGAAACACCCUCGUGGAGGGGCAGAACUUCAGCUCCGGCGCCGCCGCCUUGGUGGCCGCCGGCGGACGGUACGCCAUGCGGCUGGGAGACGACUUCAUGGCGAUGUACGCCGACUUCGACGGAGGUGGGGUCCCCGAUCGGAUCUACUGGAAGCACAAGGCGCUCGAGGCCCGGGCCGACGUGGUUCCGGGUCGAGGUCCGAUUCGCCUGCGGGUCGAACCGGAAGGGUUUCUCGGGAUGUACCAGAACGGGUCGGGUACUACCCCGGUCGAUGUUCAGUCGUUCAACAGCUUUCGUCGACGGGUCGGUGGCGGGUUCUAUAUCGUCCGGAUCGAACCGGACGGGAACCUAAAAGGUUACAACUGGGACGGAGCCAGCUGGGUUCUCGAGUACCAGGCCGUACCGGAUGGGUGCGGCCUGCCCGACCCGUGCGGUUCGUACGGGCUGUGUCGCCCAGGAGGACCCACCUGCUCUUGUCUCGAUGAAACUGACGAGACCCGUUCGAGUCGACCGACCGGUGGUCAGUGUUUGCCCGCACCGAAGGGCAACUUCUGCGGUCAACGAGAUGGUUUUCGAGUCCUGAGGAGAGUCGGGGUCGACCUUCCGUUCAAUAAGGAGCUGAUCGGCUACGUAAUGACCCCGUCGCUCGAGGAAUGCGAGGGCUCGUGCGAGAGGAAUUGCACGUGCUGGGGCGCGGUGUACAACAACGCGUCCGGAUUCUGUUAUCUGGUGGACUACCCGAUCCAGACGAUGUUGGGUGUCACGGACCAGAGCAAGUUCGGGUACUUUAAGAUAAGAAAUGAUGAGGCCGGUUCGAAAGCCCGCAAGAAGAAGAAGACGGGUUCGGGUGCACGGGUCGGGCUCGUGUUCUUGUGCCUAUCGGUCUUGGUCCUGGGUGGAGCGGUUGGGUUUGUGGGUUUUAGGGCUUGGAAGAAGAACCUGAGAGGGAGGAACCGGAUAUUGGAAGAGGAUGAAGGGGUAUCGGCCCCUGGGCCGUAUAAGGAUCUCGGUUCGGAUAGUUUUCGGUCCGUAGAGAUGGGCGAGAGACGGUGA
Messenger RNA from Linum tenue, 1566 nucleotides. NCBI's taxonomy places the organism in Eukaryota, Viridiplantae, Streptophyta, Magnoliopsida, Malpighiales, Linaceae. The record is from the annotation of a GenBank genome assembly.